This is a messenger RNA of Iphiclides podalirius (scarce swallowtail), 519 nucleotides long. The record is from the annotation of a GenBank genome assembly. Lineage: Eukaryota; Metazoa; Arthropoda; Insecta; Lepidoptera; Papilionidae.
AUGAGUACUUAUCCGGUAGUUCAUGUCACAUCUUUUCCCCGCAACGAGACUGAUGCACGAUUAAGAGAAAUCGACGUCAGCGACAUCGGAACAAGGUUACGUGCUCAAGAUGCAGUGAAACUUGAAACUUUCAAAUUACGAAACAUGGUUGGGAAAAAUAACAUCAGCGACUCGUUGUUCUUCCUGUACAUGAUGUACAAUAUUCACCGUCAAGUACUAGAAGAGAAGGAAAUUGUGGACUUACUGAGCGACCCAAGAGAACAAUUUGAUGUUGUCAUACUUGAAUGGUUAUUCAGCAAUUUUAUUGCAGGAAUUGCUCCACUAUUCCAAUGUCCGCUGAUUUGGUUUGGAUCAACGGAAGCGCAUUGGCAAGUUUUGAAAAUUAUCGACGAAUCGCCAAAUCCGUCUUUCAACGUCGAUCUGUUCUCUACGAACCGACCGCCCUUAACUUUCUGGGAGAGGACCAUGGAGCUCUGGACGAUGUUAAAAAGAUCCGCAAUCAUCAGGAUCUCCAAAUCU